This is a messenger RNA of Chanos chanos (milkfish), 5361 nucleotides long. RefSeq names its product kinase non-catalytic C-lobe domain containing 1 (gene kndc1). Gene Ontology annotation, biological process: small GTPase-mediated signal transduction; regulation of dendrite morphogenesis. Gene Ontology annotation, molecular function: guanyl-nucleotide exchange factor activity. The record is from RefSeq and is a predicted model, not a curated record. The coding region runs from base 1 to 5361 and encodes 1786 amino acids. Gene Ontology annotation, cellular component: guanyl-nucleotide exchange factor complex; neuronal cell body; dendrite. Lineage: Eukaryota; Metazoa; Chordata; Actinopteri; Gonorynchiformes; Chanidae. The transcript is spliced from 31 exons.
AUGGGGACCUCUGGAACUGCAAUCGUCGCGUUAGAUAACGAAGAUAACGAAGAAGAACAAGGCUAUGAACUUCAACAUUUACCUCCACUGCUUGAGGACGAGGAAAACGUGUCUCUGGCAGAUAUCCUUUGCCUGAGAGACAGCUAUCUGUCGGAGCAGGAGGUGUGGGCAGUGUGUGUGGAGUGUGUACAUUCGCUGCAGUGUAUUGCGCUGUUGCCCCUCUUUCACACUCUCUGCAUCACCCCCGACACUCUGGCCUUCAAUGCCCACGGGAACGUGUGCUUCAUGGAGCAGCUCAGCGAUGACCCUGAGGGUUCAUUUGUACCUCCAGAGUUUGACAGAACCGGGAACACCUUUGAGGGACAUAUCUACUCGCUGGGUGCCACUCUCUCCGCUGCCCUGGACUUUGUCGUGGAGCCUGAACUGGAGGCAGACUUGGGGAUGGAGACCAGGAGGUUCCUAGAUCAAAUGCAGGAGGCAGAGCCGGAGAAUAGACCGCACCCUCAGGAUAUUCUCUCUCUGGCAGAGGCCAAACUUUCAGGCACCUCCCCCGUAGCUGUCUGUCGAAAACUCUCUGCCAUUGGAAGAAGGGUCCUCUCCAUCGAAUCUGUAGCAAAUUUUCAAGAUGGAUGGGAGUGGUCUUAUCGGCACGCUGAACAAUCUAAGAGGUCAGCCUUCACAGAAGAUCAGACUCGUUACCGGGGCAUGGUCCGAAAUUACUCCUCCGAUUCCUAUAACAGCAGUGAGGACCAGCGGUCUCAGAAUUGGGGUCGAACUCAUGAAAGCUAUCAGUGGGUUGAGGGUUGGCAUAAAUGCUCAGGGAGCAUAACGCUGGCGCGAGAAGACGACCCAUUUCAGGCCGCUCUUUUCACCAGAUCCCAGAAUAGCUCUCCGGUCCGCAGGAGAAACCAGAGGCUGGGAAGAGCGAGGGGCGCACUCAACCGUUCCUGCUCUGUCCCAGACUCCAACAAUCCCCCAGCUUUCUUACCUCCUUCUCACGGAGACAUCAGCAUGGUCGUGACAGACCUGUCAGAGAUAGGAGCUGAGGAGGACGAGACAUUGGUUUGGGAGGAAAUACCCCAAAGAGGAGAUCCUAAGAGGACAGUGGAGUAUUCUGACACAGGGUGGUGUGGAGAUUCUCCAAGCCACUCAGCCCGGUCUCCAGAAGACCCCAGAGAUGUUGGCCUCUCGCAAAGGAGCAUUGCCUCUGAUCUUGAUGAGGUGGAUCAACCUGAGACAUUUGACAAUCAAAUCCUGUCUCCUUCAGCCGCUGAGGGCUUGAGGAACAACAGUUUGUACAGUUCCAAUAACCACAUGACAAAGAGCAUGCUAUGUCUCAAUGAGGAGUCUCAGGAUGAGUGGAUCUCUCUACGGGAGCUGCUGUCCCACUGUAGCAGGCCGCUCUCAGUGAAUGAGCUUUGGGCUCUGUGCUACAUCUGUCUCUCCACUCUCCAGACUUACAUUGACUUCCCAGAAUACCUUUGCCUGGACUCUGUCUAUGUGGGCUGUGAUGGAGAGAUGCUGUUUCUGAAGCCCAGAAACACAGGAGCAUGUGAUGCAUUUUACCUGGCACCUGAAUUCCAGGAGCAUGGUAUUGUAACAGAAAAGGCCUGCAUUUAUGGAGUUGCCGCCAUACUUUGGGCUACAGCUAAAUUUAACUUGUCGCCCAAUCAAAAACUGGCCAUGCCUAGAAAGCUGAAGAGACUGCUGCUUGAGAUGGCUAAGAGGACUCCUAUUGAAAGGCCAUCCAUUGUUUUAGCAAAGAAGAGCUGUCGGGACUAUCUUUCUCGCCAGGGAACUAAUGCCGAGGCAGUAUGGACACAGCUCAUCAACAGAGUACACAAGUUCUUGAACAUGGUGGUGACUCUCUAUCAAGGCUUUCUCCCAUUGGCUGGUGAAGGCAAGCUGGCUCCUGUAGCUGGUCCUCUCCCGCACAGUUAUGCACUGAGCACAUCUUCCCAGCUUCCUGAAGCUUUCACUUCUCCAGCCACACACUUUACACCCAUUGUCCUCGCUCAAGAGGAGGGAACACAGCAGGAGGAGUCUCCUCUGACUGAUCCUGGAACAGAUGGGACGUCUAGUGAGAGUCUGCACUGCAGUAAUGUUGAAUUCCUAGAAAAUGAGGAUUCCAUAACUCCUGCAGUUGGGGCAGAGCCACAGGAAACUGAAACAGAGUUGGAGGACAACAGAGGAGAUGGUGUUGGCUCUAACGUGGGUGUGGUUUUACGAGACUCCUCCUCCACUUCCUCCAGUGGCAAGACUCUGGUCAACUCCCCACCUCUUCUCUCUCCCCAGACGACCAAUCAGGAAACAAGCAUGCAACCUGUGGCAACUUGCCCUGCUAUCUCGUGUGGCUGUGCCAACGGAGUUUUCAACAACUUCCUGUUAAGGCAGGACCCUCAAACAGGGCUUCUCACCCUCCUUCCUGUACAGAUUGCUGUUCCUGAACCAAUCACAGGCCUGGAUCUCAGUCUCCCAAUAACCACUGUUCCUCUGCAGAAUCAGCCUGUAACGAAUUCAUCCCCUAAAAAGAAAGUGAACCAUUUCACUGAACAAAAUAACAACAUAUAUCCUGCUUAUCAAAAUGGAAACACCAGUCACACUCUCUCAGUGUCUUACGGCACUUUCAUGAGUGAUAAGAGCUCAGAGGACAAAGUUAAGCGUACAACAUCAGCUGCUCCUAAGUCAUCCCAAACCAUGACAGGUUUAUGCCGCAAACACCCAACUCUUCAUCAGAUCCUGACUCUGGUUAGGGAGGAGUUUGCCUUUGAUGGAUAUCUGGAGAAUGGAGUUGAAGAUCUAGCCAUAGGGGAGUAUAUUCUGUCUUUAAAGGGCCUUCAGUUUGAGACAUUCUGUCGAGCCAUAACAGAGAAGUACUGUGAGCUCUUUUGGGAUGAGGAUCUGCUUGGAGUACUUCACUGUCUGGUUAACCAUGGUUCAUCCACACCAUCUUCUGCUGAACAGUCACCAUCAAAGCAGCUGAAAAGGGCAGUGACAUCACCCCAGAAAGCAGGACAGAGAGAAGAGAGGGAAAGAGGAGAAAACGGUCAUCUGUGCGACCACACGACUGCAUGUCAUGCCCCCUACUUUAACUCAUCUUCCUGGUCUUCAAUAGGGGUGAGUGCUGUGGUGAGUCUGCCUGUAGGGGUAAUGGAGAGAUCCCAGUGUCCAGUAGGGGGCGCUGAUGAGAGCCUGUGUGAAUCCGAUGCCCUGUGGUUGGGGGAAGAGGGAUUGGAGGACAGUGGAGAUGGCCAGUGGAGAAGCACUUGCCACACGGAUGACAUGGAUGACUCCGACUCCCUGAUCUCUCAACGGACCCUAUCCCCUAACGCUGGCCCAGACGGGCCUUCUUAUAGCCCCUCUUGGGCCCUGGCCUACUAUGGAGAAGAAUGCUUCAGUCAGGAGGUCACAAAUUAUGCCUUCAAACUGGGCCGCCACAGUAAGUCUCCCAGUCUGGAGGAGAAGACACAGGAUCCACCUUUCUUAGAGCAAGAAUUUUACCAGGAGCUUCAACAGCAACUGACAAUUGAGACCAGAAAUUUGAGGAAGACCAGAAAUUUCUACCAUCGACUGCUGCACCAAGAAAGAAAAAACAAAGGUUCAGAAGGUAAAGUGAUGCUGUCCAAACUCAAGCUUCAGUUUGAAGAGCUGAAAUCCAAAGUGGAGUUUCUAGACUCGGUUAAGAAAUAUCUUCAGGUGUUGUCAGUGGAUCAGUGGGGUCUGGAUCCUGCUGCCCUGCCCUCUCUUGCCCUGUCUGAUUCUCCUGGACUGGACACACAGUCCUGCGAGGACCCCUCUGCUCUCAGUCUGGUUUGUGAACAACGCAGAGGAAAAGGCAGCUGCCCCCUAGUGGCAGGAACUCCCCUUGGUUUAAUGUCAUACCUAUAUGCCAGAAAUGCCCAUUUGGAGGGCUACAUUCAGCAGUUCCUCUACACCUAUCGCUACUUUUGUACACCAGAGGACUUCCUCCAGUUCCUCAAGGAAAAAUUUACCACUUCUUCAAGAGGAAGUCAGGAAUCAUCUGCAGACAGCACUAAAAUCUACCACAGGACUUUGGACCUGUUGGAGUGCUGGAUAGGAAGCUGUCGACGGGUGGACUUUACUUCCAAGACCAGCUUCUCGCAAAUCAUGGAUAAAUUCCUUUCUUCAGAGGUUUCUCCUGUAGACAGUCGAGGAGAGAGCCUGCUCACAAUUCUUCAGAGCUCUCCCAGGAGGCGACGGGGAAAUGGGGUGUCCAGCCUGUGUACUAGUCCAAUCAGCUCUCAGGAAGAUGAGGAUGUUCAAUCUGUUCACUUCACCUGUAGAAAGUCCUCCAUUGAUGAUUCUGGCAAGAAGAGUUUCCAGUGGAGGAUCAGUCGUGUGGUGGAGCCCCAGGCUGCCAGUCCUAAAGAGAGGCCAUAUUCGAUUGCUGCAGCACUGCCGCGGCCCUGUUACUCCUCUCUGAUUCAGCAGCUCUCCAGCAGCUGUGUGAGGAAUGAGGAACUUCUGCCCUUCAGCCAGAAUGAACACAGCGCACAACACACCGCACAGCAGCUCACACUGCUUCAACAGGAAAUAUUUCAAGGUUGUCACCCAGUUCAUUUCCUGAACUCCAGAGCUCAGGGAGUCAGAGAGAAAUCAGCCAGCAUGUCCAAGGGUGUGUCCUCUGAUGCCCUUCCAGUAGAGGGCAGCAGUUUGUUUGUGUCUGAGGAGACGGAGCAGGACGGGCCACUGCAGCAGCUGCUGAAAUACGCAGAGAGUGUCAGCAACUGGGUCUCCGCUGAGAUCGUCAUCUGUGACUCUGUGAAGACUCAGGCUGCUCUGCUCUCUAAAUUCCUCUCCAUGGCCAAGUUCUGCUACGAGAAUCGAGACUUUGCUACCGCCAUGCAGAUUCUGGGAGGACUGGAGGGCGUGAUUGUCAGGCAAUUACCGGCAUGGAAACAACUGUCCUCCAAAGUGUGUGAGGUGUUGGAAGAACUCAGAGCGGUGCAGGUGUUUCUGAAGAGCGAUAACCUGUGUCUGAUGGAGGGAGAGAAGACAAGAGGUCGACCCACCCUUCCCUCUGCUCAUAUUCUGGCCAUGCACGUCCAGCAGCUGGAGAUAGGAGCUUUCACACUGACCAAUGGCACCUACAAGUGGCCAAAGUUGAGGAACAUUGCGAGGGUUGUGAGUCAGGUACAUGCUUUUCAGGAAAGUGUAUAUCCAUACACCCCUGAUCUGGAGCUACAGGCAUACCUGCGCGGGCGAAUUGGCCGCCUGGGAACCUGUGACGUGACCCUUCUUGCCGCUGACAAUGAUGCCAACUUCCACCAGCUCCCUGCUGAUCGGCAUACCCGCAGGAUACAAGACACCCUGCGUAGAGUCAAGGCCACUUUCCAGUGA